Molecule: messenger RNA, 2748 nt
Organism: Talaromyces atroroseus
Lineage: Eukaryota; Fungi; Ascomycota; Eurotiomycetes; Eurotiales; Trichocomaceae
Exons: 1
Coding region: 1-2748 (915 amino acids)
Source: RefSeq, a predicted model, not a curated record
AUGGCUUACAAUCCUGUCGCCCAAGCUGAGGAUUCUCCUGUUGAGCCUCUUGCCUCCGCAGACGCAGCAGCACACGAGUCGCUCGCUUCGGCCCAACGAGGGCUAGGGAGUCUGAUCAACAGCCUCCAGAGCAGCAAGACCGAUUACGAUGUGGUUGAAGACGACGACUACGAUGACAUUGCUGCGAUAGUGCGCGACAACAAAACCAACGCACCUGCCACCUUUCACCGCGCGGAGAUAGCACGCUCCACGUCGCCGGAGCCGCUAGUUCGAACCUCUAGUAAUGUGUCUAUCCCUUUACGGCACCCAACCCCUGAUUUGCAAUCGCUCCAGGGUGCGUAUGUCGGAAACAUCGAGAGGCUAGAAAAGAGCGCCGAGCGUCUCAGCAUGACAUCCUCCGACAUAGGGGCCGAGCUCCGCAAGCUGGAUCUAGAGCAAAAGCGCCGCUCGUCAGCCUCUUCUUCAGCACACCACGUCCCCGAAUCGCCAUCGCGCCAGAUGUCCACCAGCUCCAUGUCGAAUUCGAUCAUUGCAGUGAACUCUGCCGCUCGCUCGGGAGGCUAUUCCCCGGCCGGUUUCCUCUCCUCUCCGCGCGGGUCGAUUCUUUCGGGCUCUCGUUUCCGCUCGACGUCCGUUACCUCCCCGUUACAAGACAUUCAUGAACCGAAACAAGAAGACGACGAUAUGGAAGCGGUGCCCAUUGAUGAUAGAGAUGUUCCUAUUUUGACGCCAACUCCACUGCCACUUCAUGGUCGCAAAGAGGAAAUCAACCCUUUAGACACUCAUCCGGCAGAUGAUGUAGGCCAUGGAGUGCCGGACAGGCCGUUGACUGCCCACUCAACUGAUACCUAUCAGCAGGCGACAGACCUCUUUCUCGAUUUCGACGGCGUGCAUUUUGUCCCCCAUCCAAAACAAACACCUCUUUCACGUCAACUCUCGUUGGACAAGCCCCCACGAGCGACAACUGCGGAGCAUUACAAAGAGCCGCAGGCUGGCCAGGACUUGAUUUACUAUCCAGCCCCAAUACCCAAAUUGCUCAACCUCCCGCAACGCCUGUCGAAACAGCCCGCAUCGACCAAUGCUGAGAAACGUCGAACCCGGUUUAUGGACUCCAUUCCGGAUAAGAAAGACAUCAAGCUUGUUGGUGAUGCCGCUGAGCAACGUGCCAACAAGAGACUGUCUACUCUUCCCCCGCAACUUCGGGCCAGUGUGUUUUUUGAUCAGCCGACAUCGAACAUAUCCUCUUUGGGGGUUCAAAUGAAAGAUCGGUCUGCCGUUUCUACGCUAGACAGUAUUCUAGAUGCCUCUACCCAUGCUCCCGUCUCUGCGUUUACAGACCAUCCGAUUGUAGGUAGUGCUGGGGCUAAUGUGUAUGCUCCGGCAGAGGGUUUGGCUAAAAAGCGAGCUUCUCGGAUGUCUCUGAAAAAUAAUGGUAAAGAUGCUUACAAGACUGCUCCUGGCCCGCGUGAGAGUGCAUUAUUUGUCCCGGAUGAAAGUGCGCAUGGCCAUAGUGCUUAUUCUGACAACGAAGCUACGCAGCGGAAUGCAGAUGAUGCCGACUGGGAUGACCAUCAUUCUCACUCACACUCAUCAUCGGAUGUCUCAUCAGUUGAUUCACAUGGCAGCGAAGGAGACGUAGCUGAUGACGACGAAGAUGAUGACGACGAAGAAAAGGAGGACUACGAAACUGAAGAACCAAUGUUAUUUGGCCGACCAACAACUCUUCUCGCAGAAUUGCAAAUGAGAAAGCAAGAGCAAAAACAACGGACCAGAACAGCCGCAAACGCUUUCCCGAACGGAAUGCACUCGACCUUGUUAGAGCUCGAUGCUGUUGCUCAAGCACAGAGUAAUAAACGACGACAGAAGCAUGUGACAUUAGCAUGGGAAGCCGAGGCCGUGCAAAAUCCGGACGAAGGCGAUGAGGAUGAAGACAUUCCGCUUGGUCUGCUGUAUGGCCACAAAGACCCUGCUGCGGAAGAACGACCUUUGGGUCUCAUGGAACGCCGCGAGAUGGAAGAAAGUGAGCCUUUGAGUAAACGCCGAGCACGGCUACGUGGAGAGGCUGUCCCUUCAAACAAACGGUCCAGCACGAUGACACAGCUGCAGUCGCUUGCGGCAGCGGAACCCGACAGUGGCGAUGAGGGCGAGACUCUCGGUCAGCGACUGCGUCGUCUAAAGCAAGAGAAACGGGACAAGUCAAAGAGCAUAGUAUCUGCUGAAUUCGAAAACGAAAUCAUGGCUGAACUGGGUAAAUUGCACGAAGCGGCCGAACCUGUGGUGGAAACUCCAGGUCCGCAGAAGCCACUUGAGAAGGCUCCUGUAAAUGAAGAGGAAGAGACCCUCGGUCAGCGUCGAAAACGUCUCCAAGCAGAAGCACAAGCACAGAUGAGUCAUGGGACAAGGAAUGUGCGAGCCAGCAAAAGUAUGGCAGAUAUUCUUCAGGCAUAUCCUUCUCAUAAUCCCGGCUUUCCUGCUUCGGGCUACUCCCACGAUCGUCAGAUGUCUUUGAACCCGGGCUCUAUCCACACCCAUCGAUUGUCGACGGGGCACAGUGUACGACCGAGUAUGAGCGUCCAUGCUGGCCUUGCACAGGCGCCUGGCUACCCAACUAUGCAGUACAAUCCCUCGUACAUACCCGGUGGCGUCAACGUCUACACGCCGCAUCCACACAAUGCAGCGAUGAUGCAGCAAAACAUUGACCCCAGACAAAGAGAUGUAAUUGAUCGGUGGCGACAGAGCGUCGUAUGA